GGACUCGUACCAACAAACGAACGUCAGCAAAGAAGCCUUCAACGUGCUCACACGAUUUCUCUUCAAAAACAAAAUUUAUUCCUUCUCCAGUAUUUUAAUUUUAAUUUCCACCCUGUUCGAAAUUGAGUCGUGGGAGAAGAGUUUCUUUGUCACAGGAAACCUUACAAACAAGCAAUAAUCAAAAUGGUUGGUGGUGGAGGGGCACGAAAUACUACAGUCAACAUUUUUAUUAGAGCUGGCGCCGCAGGAAAUGGAUGCCGAGGACUUGAGAAGCUCCAUUUGAAGAAUAUUGAGGCUGACGUGAACAGCACUUGGUUCGAAAUGUUUCGUUCCAAGCUUAACUUUGUGGCUGACCCCCAACAAUACACUGUGAGAGGGGCUACUGGAAACGCUCCAAAACACGACCUUACGGAACCGAUUCGCAAUUGGAUGAGCGAGUUCAAAAAGCUCAGAAAGGUCUAUGUCAUUCAUGUUCUCGAAAAUCCAUCUGGUCCACGCAGGACUCCAACCACAACGAAACACGCUGCUCCUCAAGCUCGGCCUACUCCUAGCAACCCACAACCUGCGUCUACAAGAGGUGGUCCAAAUAAUAAGCAAACACCAACAAAUAAUAAACAACAAGCACCAGCCAGCCAACAAAAGAGACCCAACAUCAAUGGGCCCGUUGGAGAUGGGAAAAAGAGGGGAAAGACUCCGCCAAGCAAUAAUAAUAAGUCGAGCUCGAACGCUAAACGGCCGAAACGUGAGCCAUCCCCCUCCGUUUCAUCAGUAACCAGCCGUCAGACAACUAAAGCACCAUUGCGACCGCAAAUUGGAAUUAUUCAUACGUCAUCAUCAUCCCCAAUCCGCCCUCCGACAAACCAAAAUCAACAGAACGAAUCGCCACUGCAGAGUCGAAAUGCUCAACAAAUUCCUCAUCGGAGGUUAGGACGGCCUGGUGAAGAUGUCUCUUUACCCCCACCCAAUCGUGGACGGUUUCCUGAAGAUGACCUGCCAAAUUCGGACAACGGCCAACAAAAAACUUCAAAUAUGAAUCGGAAUCAGGAAGUUCUUGAGGACAAUUACGACGCCAGCAGUCAGUGCUCACAGGACAGUCAGGACUCUCAAGAUGAUUUGGCAGAGCUCGGAAUUCCAAAUGAGGAUUUCAAGUCGGUCUUUAUAAAAAAUGCCAUGGAUAGAUUCUCCAACUCACAGUUGCUCAAAGCUCGUCACUCUCUCCAGCAGUUGAAGAACUCUGAGAGGAACAACCGCUGGACCAAGUGGUCGUUAAUGUGCCCUUAUGCAGUUACCGUUCUUCGUGAUCUAUUUGAUGUCUAAUAACAAAACUCGCUUAUCGAGAGGAAAUAAUUUUUUUACCAGCUGUGACAUUUAUUUACCACCAACGACUGUAUAAUAUUAUAAACAAUUCGUUUUCAACGGACAAUAUGAAUUAUCUAAUUAUUAUUUAGCUUCCAAUGUGCAGUUCUUUCUUCUGCAAAAAAAACUUAACAAAUUAAUUAUUAUUUCUUGAAUAAAUAUGAAAAUCCAAAAAUAGA
Molecule: messenger RNA, 1535 nt
Organism: Folsomia candida
Lineage: Eukaryota; Metazoa; Arthropoda; Collembola; Entomobryomorpha; Isotomidae
Product: sporozoite surface protein 2
Exons: 7
Coding region: 184-1317 (377 amino acids)
Source: RefSeq, a predicted model, not a curated record